Messenger RNA from Nematolebias whitei (Rio pearlfish), 1923 nucleotides. RefSeq names its product galanin receptor 1a (gene galr1a). Gene Ontology annotation, molecular function: galanin receptor activity. Lineage: Eukaryota; Metazoa; Chordata; Actinopteri; Cyprinodontiformes; Rivulidae. Gene Ontology annotation, cellular component: membrane. Gene Ontology annotation, biological process: negative regulation of adenylate cyclase activity; positive regulation of cytosolic calcium ion concentration; G protein-coupled receptor signaling pathway. The record is from RefSeq and is a predicted model, not a curated record. Bases 200 to 1252 code for a protein of 350 amino acids. The transcript is spliced from 3 exons.
GGGCAGGCGGCGCACUGCACGAGCGCACACGCGCCUGAUGCGCAACAGGACCAGGAGCCGCUUCAGCAUGCAGGAGGAGGGGGGGAGAGUGGUCUGCUGGUGAGGAGCAGGAGCAACACAGGAGGUUUUAGCUGAAGUUAAAGCAGGAGGCGCAGAGGAGCCAUGACCUCCGGACAGCAGGAGCACUGAAGGAGACACCAUGAACUCCUCAGAGUCCGCGUGGCUCUCCGGAGAGCUCUGGAACCUGAGCCUGGCUGAGGAAGAGGAGCAGAAACUUCUGUUCGGGAUCGGGACGGAUAAUUUCAUCACGCUGCUGGUGUUCGGGCUCAUCUUCACACUGGGCGUGCUGGGGAACUCCAUGGUGAUCACGGUGCUGGCGCGGAGCAAACCGGGCAAACCCCGGAGCACCACCAACAUCUUCAUCCUCAACCUGAGCAUCGCGGACCUGUCCUACCUGCUCUUCUGCAUCCCCUUCCAGUCCACCAUCUACAUGAUGCCCACCUGGGUGCUGGGCGCCUUCAUCUGCAAGUUCAUCCACUACUUCUUCACCGUGUCCAUGCUGGUCAGCAUCUUCACGCUGUCCGCCAUGUCCGUGGACCGCUACGUGGCCAUCGUGCACGCCAGGAAGUCGUGCUCCAUCCGGGUGGCGAGGCACGCGCUCAUCGGCGUGGUGGUGAUCUGGGUCCUGUCUCUGGCCAUGGCUGCGCCCGUCAUGCACCACCAGAACCUGUUCCAGCGCGGGGAGAACAGCACGUACUGCUGGGAAGUGUGGCCGGACCACAAGCACAAGAAGGUGUACGUGGUGUGCACGUUCGUGUUCGGCUACGUGCUGCCUCUGCUGCUCAUCUCCUUCUGCUACGCCAAGGUGAUCAACCACCUGCACAAAAAACUAAGAAACAUGUCCAAAAAGUCUGAGGCGUCCAAGAAAAAGACGGCUCAGACCGUGCUGGUGGUGGUGGUGGUUUUCUGCCUGUCCUGGCUCCCUCACCACGUCGUGCACCUCUGGGUGGAGUUUGGGAACUUCCCACUGAACCAGGCCUCCUUCGUGUUCCGGGUGGUGGCCCACUGCCUGGCGUACAGCAACUCCUCGGUUAACCCAGUCAUCUACGCCUUCCUGUCGGAGAACUUCAGGAAGGCUUACAAGCAAGUCUUCAAGUGCCAGAUCGGCAGCGGAGACUGUCCGCUUAACGACAUCAAGGAGAUUCGCAGCAAAGCGGAAACGCCGCCCUCGACUAAUUGCACUAAUGUUUGACUGACUGUGGCAGGUGAUGGUAAAAUGAGCUCUGUCAGCUGAGACUGCAGCUCACUGUGAGUCAUGGUGACCAAGUGAUCUGACACGAGUGGGUUUGUUUGGGUAAGUCUGAUUGAUUGUAUUAUUCCACAUAAGCGCCGGUCGUGACACCUGGACUGGAGUGGAUCUACAUAACACAAAUCUGCCGUGUUUAAAUCUCAGGAACAGAGUCGGGCUUCUGCAGGCGAAAGAUUUUAAUGGCAGAUAAUUAAACGUCAACAUCACGGUGUAUUUCUACAAUAUUACCCUCAAAUAUGAAGAGACGUGUGCUUUCCCUUACAGCAUGUAUUCCUCUACAAUAGACUUUUGCAUUGUACCAACACAACACAUUAUCUGCAGCUGUAAAAACGUUUGUGUUUGUGUGUCUGAAGAGAAACUAGUAGUAGCAUUCUGUGGAAAUGUAGUGCUUUUUUUUAGGAUUUAGAAAUGACUGCAAUCUUAAAUUUAUACAAGUUUUGAUACUUGCAUCCUCUGUUUGCUUUCUCGUUGCCCUGUGAAGUUGUAUUUUCUGAUACUUUACGUUGCUGCAGUAGGAAGUCACUUUCUGACGACACACUGGUCUUAUAGCUUGUUUCUGAAAUCAGUCACCUGGAGAAAAAUACACCAAGUACUUUAAAACUGUUACCUGUCCA